AUGAAGGGAGAAGAGCUUUUGCAACAAGUGUUUUUGUGUGCAGUCAGCGCCACGUUUAGCUACUGGACUAGCCUCCUGCUGGACCGCCAUCGACAUGCAUCCAAGAAAGUACUUAAAACUAAGAAGGAGAUUGCCAAACGUCUUGGUCGACCUACCAUUAAAACCAAUUCUUAUGAGGAUGUCAUAGCUAGUGAUGUUAUUAAUCCUGAUAAAAUUGAAGUGGAAUUUGAUUCCAUUGGAGGUCUGGAAAACAUUAAGCAGUCACUGCAAGAAUUGGUCAUUCUCCCACUCCGAAGGCCGGAACUUUUCUCACAUGGGAAACUCCCUGGUCCUCAGAAAGGUGUGUUGAUACAUGGACCUCCAGGUACAGGAAAAACUAUGCUCGCAAAAGCUAUUGCAAAAGAGUCGGGGGCAGCUUUUAUUAACGUAAGGCUAGCAAAUAUAAUGAGCAAGUGGUAUGGUGAUGCAGAGAAACUUGUGGCUGCUAUAUUUAGCUUGGCACAUAAACUCCAGCCUGCAAUUAUAUUCAUUGAUGAGGCCGACAGCUUUUUAAGGAAGCGAAGUUCCCAUGACCAUGAAGUAUCAGAAAAAAUGAAGACCGAGUUCAUGGCACUAUGGGAUGGUUUCACCACUGAUCAAAAUGCAAGGGUGAUGGUUCUUGCAGCCACUAAUCGUCCAUCAGCGCUUGAUGAAGCAAUACUUAGACGUUUGCCUCAGACUUUUGAAGUUGGACUUCCAGAUCACAGGGGCAGAGUUGGGAUAUUGAAGGUUAUCUUGAAAGGGGAGAAGGUGGACAGUUCAAUUGACAUCGAUCACAUUGCUGGUUUAUGUGAUGGGUAUAGUGGAUCAGACCUUCUUGAACUCUGCAAGCAGGCAGCUUAUUCUCCCAUCAGGGACCUUCUCAAUGCUGAAAAGAAAGGACUCAAAUCGUCGGAACCCAGGCUAUUAUCACAAAGAGAUCUGGAGAAAGUUAUUGCUGCAAAAAGAAAAACAAAAGGUGCUGCUAGUGAAUACCACUUUAGUAUGUAUAUAUGA
Messenger RNA from Daucus carota subsp. sativus, 1035 nucleotides. RefSeq lists its product as uncharacterized. Gene Ontology annotation, molecular function: ATP binding; ATP hydrolysis activity. The transcript is spliced from 5 exons. The record is from RefSeq and is a predicted model, not a curated record. Lineage: Eukaryota; Viridiplantae; Streptophyta; Magnoliopsida; Apiales; Apiaceae. Gene Ontology annotation, cellular component: mitochondrial outer membrane. Bases 1 to 1035 code for a protein of 344 amino acids.